AUGAAUGGAAAUUACAACACUGCAGCAGGACAGCCCACUGGCACAACUGCUACCCCCGGUGUUCCUCAAGGUCAACAACAACAACAACAACAACAACAGCCAUAUGGCUCAUACUACAUGUACAACCAACAACAGCAACAACCAGGAGCAGCAACAACAACAUCAGGAGCAGCAGCUUCUACAACAGAUUACUCAUCAUACAGACCACAAUACCAAUACCCACCUUCACAAUCUGCUUAUUACCAACAGCAACAACAACAACAACACGUUCCUGGCCAAUUGUCACAGCCCCAACCACUGUACAAUGCUGGCAGAAACUAUACUAGUGCACCAGCAGCACCACAACCACCAACUUCUGCAUCUUCAUUGCAACAACAACAACAACAACUCCACCACCAACCACCAGUGUCACAGUCUCAUCUUGCAUCAGCAGCACAAGCCACGCCAUUGCAAGACACUUUGAACCCAACAAGUACCUCUACCGUGGGCCAGUUCCAACCACCAGGGAUCAGACCAAGAGUCACCACCACAAUGUGGGAAGACGAAAAGACCCUUUGUUACCAAGUCGAUGCCAACAACGUCUCAGUCGUGCGCAGGGCUGAUAACAAUAUGAUCAAUGGUACCAAAUUGUUGAAUGUUGCACAAAUGACCAGAGGUAGAAGAGACGGUAUUUUGAAGCUGGAGAAGGUGAGACACGUGGUAAAGAUUGGAUCAAUGCACUUGAAAGGUGUCUGGAUCCCCUUUGAAAGAGCAUUGACCAUGGCACAGCGGGAAAACAUCGUUGACUUGUUGUACCCCUUAUUUGUCAGAGACAUCAAGAGAGUGAUUCAAACUGGAGUGACUCCAAACACCGGCGCAUCUGCUGGCAAUGCUGGUGGUGCUAAUGCUUCCUCUGCUGUUGCUACUUCUUCUUCUUCUUCUGGAAACCCAAAUGCGGGUUCAAUUAGUGCUCCAGGUACCGCACCAAGCGACUCAAAGUCUAUUGUUAGUGGUGGCGGGAAUGUUUCUGCAGUAACAAGUGCAACCAGUCCCUCUACAAGCAAAAUCAAUGCAUCGAACCCGCAACAACAGGGUACUGCUGCAUACUACCAAAACUAUAGCCAACAAUAUCCACAAGCGUACGCACAGUACAGCAGUGGUGCACAACAACCAGGAAGUGUAGGUGUUGGAGCCACCACUGCUACCACCACCACCACCGGCAACAACACUACAGGAGCAGCCGACCACGCCUAUCCUCAACAACAACAACAACAAAACUACAACUACCAACAAGGAUACUAUGCCAACACUGCAGCCGGUACCAACUCAGCCGCCUCGGGUGCUGGACAGUAUUACCCAUACCAAAACUAUAGCAAUUACCCACAACAGGGUGGCUAUAACUACGCGUAUCUGCAACAACCUCAGCAGCAACUGCAUCACCUUCAACAGCAGCAACCACACGCACAGGUUGGAGGUGUUUCGGGUGGUGCAAAUGCAGCUGGUGUUGCAGGUACAGGUACUGCACAACAGUCUCCACAAGUUGCCAACAUCCAAUCGCAGUCGUCUACACAAGUUUCUCCCCAGCAGCAGGCCCGUGGUGCAGCAAAAGAAGAGAAAUGA
Lodderomyces elongisporus is the source of this 1599-nucleotide messenger RNA. RefSeq names its product KilA-N domain-containing central transcriptional regulator EFG1. NCBI's taxonomy places the organism in Eukaryota, Fungi, Ascomycota, Pichiomycetes, Serinales, Debaryomycetaceae. The transcript has a single exon. Gene Ontology annotation, biological process: positive regulation of transcription by RNA polymerase II. Gene Ontology annotation, cellular component: nucleus. Gene Ontology annotation, molecular function: sequence-specific DNA binding; DNA-binding transcription factor activity. Bases 1 to 1599 code for a protein of 532 amino acids. The record is from RefSeq and is a predicted model, not a curated record.